Molecule: messenger RNA, 1248 nt
Organism: Peromyscus californicus insignis
Lineage: Eukaryota; Metazoa; Chordata; Mammalia; Rodentia; Cricetidae
Product: SCO-spondin-like
Exons: 7
Coding region: 1-1140 (379 amino acids)
Cellular component (GO): extracellular matrix
Source: RefSeq, a predicted model, not a curated record
AUGUGCCGCGGCCCGCUUCGGGGACCCAGGCGCUCGGGCCUCCGGUCCCGGGCGGCGGUGUGCACAAUGGCGCCCGCUGCCUGCAGCUUGGGUGCGGGCUGCCCGAAAGACUCCGGGACUGACAGCCCUGAAACUUCGCGGGGAGGGGAAGGAAAGACGCGGAGGGAGAGGGUGUGGGGCAGCGUUGCGGGUGAUGGGGGAGGAACCGGGGAAGCUGGAGUACUGCCCCGGGGCACCAGGCAAAGGAGUCCUCCUUGCUUCAAGAACCUCUCCCAGCUGGUAGCUGUGCUCCCCUAUCCCUGGACAGGCGGGUGGUGUGAGCAGACAGAGACCAUCCAUGUGGAAGAGGAAGUAACUCCUCGGCAGGAGGACCUGGUACCCUGCACCAGUCUGUACCAUUAUAUCCGCCUAGGCUGGCAGCUGGACCUGCCCUGGAGUGGCCGUGUGGGGCUCACCAGGCCCCCAGCACUCGGGCUCUGUGCCAUCUACAAACCCCCAGAAACCCGGCCUGCUACUUGGAACCGGACAGUGAGGGCUUGCUGUCCAGGAUGGGGGGGUCCUCACUGUACUGACGCCCUCGCUGAAGCCAACCCUGCAGGCCACUGCUUUGCCACAUGGCAGUGCCAGCCUCCAGCAGGCUCAGCUAAUUCUUCAGCAGGGAGCCUGGAAGAAUGCUGCGCCCAGCCCUGGGGCCACAGCUGGUGGGACAGCAGCUCUGAGACGUGCCUCAGCUGUUUGGGUCAGCACCGCCCAGGCAAUGCUUCCUCUGAAGCCCUCCUGCAGCCCCUGGCAGGGGCUGUAGGCCAGCUCUGGAGCCGGCGCCAGCGUCUCUCAGCUACCUGUUCCACCUGGUCCGGCUUCCACUACCAAACCUUUGACGGGCGUCACUACCACUUCCUGGGCCAGUGUACCUACUUGCUAGCUGGUGCUGUGGAUUCCACCUGGGCUGUCCACCUCAGGCCUAGGGUCCACUGUCCCCAGCCUGGGCACUGUUGGCUGGUUCGAGUGAUGAUGGGUCCUGAGGAGGUGUUGAUCCAAGAUGGAGAGGUCUCUGUGAAGGGCCAGCCAGUGCCUGUUGGGGAGCCUCGGCUGCUUCACGCCUGGGUGUCUGGAUGCCGUGGAGGUGGCCCCGGGCUGUGAUGGUGUCCUGCAAGGUCCACAAACAGGCUUAGAAGCUGGCAAGCUCCAAGCUCAAGCCCAGGAUAUAUGCCACCAACUACUGGAGGAUCCGUUCUGGCAAUGUCAUGC